This is a messenger RNA of Cavia porcellus (domestic guinea pig), 4823 nucleotides long. RefSeq names its product transmembrane protein 114 (gene Tmem114). The transcript has 4 exons. Bases 523 to 1194 code for a protein of 223 amino acids. The record is from RefSeq and is a predicted model, not a curated record. Gene Ontology annotation, cellular component: apical plasma membrane. Lineage: Eukaryota; Metazoa; Chordata; Mammalia; Rodentia; Caviidae.
UCCUGCGCUGCUAGGACACGGUGCCCGGGCAAGAGCUGUGGGAGAGCGGGCUAGGACAGGCACCGGAGCGAGGCGGCGGUGUGCGGGGUGCAAGGGGAGCUGGGGAGGAGAAGGCGAGACCGCGAGAGUGCAGCAGGAAAGUGAGGAGUAGGGGUUGGCGCGGGCGGGUGGUGGAAAGGCAGCGCAGAGUUUGGGCCAGAAGAUGCGAGCGGGCUAGCAGCCCGCGGGAGGAGGAGGGUUAGGCUGCGGGUGGGGAGGAUCUGAAGGCGGAGGCGGGAUCCCGCUGUGCGCAGGUGAGAGGGAGCAGGCAGGAGCGUCCCGGGCGCCGGGUUCGGGAGAGGAGCACGUGCGAUCCAGAGCUCAGACGAGGGUGUGAGCGCGCAGCCAGGGCCGGAGGUCCAGAGGCCAGGGUUCCAGUCGGAGCUCCCUGGCGAGGCCGGGUGGGACAGGGAGAGGUACUGGCCAGUGGGGCUCGGGCAGGUGCUGGGGGCCAAGCACCUGAGGCUUGGUCCGGGCGCGGCGAUGAGGGUGCACCUUGGCACGCUGGCCGGCGCGGCGGCGCUGACUGGGGCGCUCAGCUUUGUGCUCUUGGCCGCCGCCAUCGGCACGGACUUCUGGUAUAUCAUCGACACCGAGCGGCUGGAAAACCGCGGGCCGGCGGCGCAGGACCGGCCGGGGGCAACCAACAGCAGCCAGCUUGAACCUUUGAGCUCCCACUCUGGCCUCUGGCGGACAUGCCGGGUGAGGAGUCCUUGCACCCCGCUGAUGAACCCCUUCUGGCAAGAGAACGUGACAGUCAGCGACUCAAGUCGACAACUUCUCACCAUGCAUGGGACGUUUGUGAUCCUGCUUCCACUCAGCUUGAUCCUGAUGGUUUUUGGAGGAAUGACCGGGUUCCUGAGCUUCCUCCUCCGUGCCUACCUCCUCCUCCUGCUCACAGGGACGCUUUUCCUCUUUGGAGCCAUGGUGACCCUGGCUGGCAUCAGCGUCUACAUCGCCUACUCGGCAGCCGCCUUCCACGAGGCACUGUGUCUGCUGGAGGAGAGGGCGCUCCUGGACCAGGUGGACAUCCGCUUCGGCUGGUCGCUGGCCCUGGGCUGGAUCAGCUUUGCUUCCGAGCUGCUCACCGGGGCGGCCUUCCUGGCGGGGGCGCGCGUGCUCAGCCUGCGACGUGGGCGGGACCAGGCCAUCUGAGCCGGCUGCCGGCUGUGGGCUGCGUGACUGGGACCAGGCGGGACUCUUCCCUGUGGGCAAAGCCGCCGGUGGAGGCCGAGGGACAGCUCGGAACGCCAGUGGACCGGGCUUGGGCCGCCGUCUCCUGCCAUCUGCAAGCCGGGCUUGCUGAGUGCGUGUGCUGAGUGCGUGUACUGCGUCUGUGCAGGCCAGAGAGGGCGCGAGAGAGCUGCACCCACACCGCCCGACCUAAAUCGCGGCUGCCCUCGGCAGUGUACGAGGUCUUGUGACUGCAGGUCCGGGCCGCCUCCCCGCAUCACAUCCUCCCCUGCCCUUUGGAGCAGAGCUGUUCUUCGUUAGGAAGUGCUCGGGAUGGUCAGCGAGUUAGGGACUUGUGCGGCGGCGAGCAGCCACUUAGCUGUGCUCUGGGCUCCCAGGCCUGUGCUUGCUCCGCUCCGAGCUCCUCUGAGGAGGCCUGAGCCUGGCUCCUGCCUCAUGAGGCCGCAGUGCGGGUGUUUCGGUGCAGCGGGACUCUGGGCACUGGAACUCCCUCCUGUGCUGGGCCUCCUGGCAGAGGCACUGCAGGGUGAGGACUCUGCCUGGUGCAGUGAUUCCUAAGACAGGAGACCCUGCGAACGUUUAGGGGGGCAGUGAGGGUCCCUCCAGGUUGUUGGGAGAUCUUCCUAACUGUCAGAUGAGUGGGGCCCCAGCAUGGCCUUUGACCGGUUCUUUCCCAGGGGUGCUGCCCACAGGAGGUGAGGGCAGUCAGGGCCACAGUGAGAGGAGAAAACCUCAAAUCCACCACCACACCACCUGGGCUGCCAACCCAAGCACGUGCUCUGUCUACAGGUCAAGUAGUGGCUCCUGGCCUGGUGAUUUUGCAUGGUCACUUUCCCAGUGUGGGCAGCGCUGGGUUCCCAGGUGGGAGUGGCGGGGAGACCAGCUCCCGACACAAUCUGGGUGUGUAAGAGGCUGGGGACCUUAGGUUAGGGGCUCCCUGGGUGGCUCCCCUGGGCCAGCAAGUCUGGGAGCACUGAUGUCAUGACACUGUCGUUUUCAUCACAGUCAUGGUGAUAUCAUCAUCGCCAUGACACCCCACAUUGCUGUGAUGCAGCUGCCUCCACAACAUUACCCUGUGACACCAACACUUGGCCCACCAUCCUUCCAUGACAUUGUCAUCCUCACUGCUGUGUCAUCAGUUGCUCUCCUCACCAUGACGUCACCAUUACAGUUGACACCUGCUCAGCCCUUAACGUGUACCCUCACUAUGAGUAAGUUAGACAGUCACUCAACAAACAUUUGAUGGGCACUAUCUACUUGGAAGCAACCAGGAUCAGUGACUAUGGACCCAAUCCUUGGUCUCUGGGUUGUCACAGGAUGGGGGAGAGAGGCAUGUGGAAAUAAUCUGAACAGGGCACAGAGGAAGACACUGAGACAUAGGCACCAGCUUAGGCAGAGGCACUGGCUUGAGGGCCCAAGGAGAGGAGCAAUUUGGCGCAAAAUUUAUAACUGGCUAAUUCCAAGACCGUUCUAUCUCCUCUGCCAUCACCACCUGCACCACUCGGCCACCACCAUCUGAUCCUAGGGUCCAGACGUCGCGGCAGCUUUUUUGCUUAAUCUGGAAACCCACGCAUGAAGCAGGUGUCAUAGUGCUGAGUCUGGCUAGAAACACCCGUGCAGGCUUCUGCAGAACGAGAAGGCCAUGCUGAGAAAAGACGGUCUUUGCUGCCACCUGCCGGUCAUAUGGCGGAACUUCGUCAGAGGGCCGACUUGCUUGUCAAUCAGCCCAUAGGACAUUGGGUUCAACCUCUGGGCGCCCAGCCCUGGUCUACAGGGCCGUCACCAAGACCCCUGGCUAUAUAAGAGGCAGGUCCAGUUGUUAGAACUGGAGGAGAGCGUUACAACUGGCACCAGGUUGGCAGAAGUUGGAGGAUGGAGGCCCCUCAGCACCAUGGUCUGGUUAGAAUCACAGAGAAGGCCCUCAGCCACUCACCCAGUGAGGUGUUACUGGAGAACGCUGCGCGUCAGACCUGGACACAGCGGUGGGGAUGGCGGAGAGACCCCAGCCCUGCACUGCUCCCACAGAAACAGGUGAUAGCACACGAACCAGUGAAAGGCAGUGGAUAGGGUGAGGAAGAAAGCAAGUCAGGGUGGGGGGAGACAAGUGGCUGGCAGGGAUGCCGCUGGAGAAGGGCAGCCAGAAAGGACCUCUCAGAGGAGGAGUCCUGGCGCCCAAGCCCAGACAGAGGCACUGCGGGCAGGGAAACGCAGACCAGGGAAGGGAUGCUAAUGCAGAGGCCCCUGUACAUGUUUGAAGGAAAUGAGAGAGGCAAGGGGAAGUGGAGGAGGAGAAGAGGGGAGGUGACGCACAGGUGCUUAGUGGCCCGAGGUCCCGUUUGGUUCCAUUUCCAGGAGAUUGGUGCUGAGAACCAGGGUCAGGGCCAGCUGGGUCUGAGGUGCGGACUUGAAGGCAGUGGUUCCUUCUCAUCCGUAUGAUCUGAGACCUUUGGACCCACCCUGAAGUCCUAACACGUGGCGCUCAGAGGAGCCCGUGGAAAGAAAGCCUUGAGCCUGCUGUGUGAGGACUGAAGGGCAGGGGUGGGUGUGCCCGCAGGAAGUCCGGUGAGAGAUGGGAGGGCCCGGCCAAGGGGAGGCGUGGUGCUGUUUGCGGUGUGCUUGGUGCUCAGAGGAGAGCUUUCUACUCAUAAAGAAUAAAUGGAGAGAGAAAGGGCCGAGGGCACCUGUCCAGUUGCUGGAGAGACUCAGCCUGCGUCUGUGUCUGCAGCCCUCCCCUGGCUGGACCUGUGUGCCGCAGAGCCAGUCCAGCUCUCCUCUCAGAGAGGCUGCUCGGCCUGGCAUGGGCAUUUGCUCACUUGUUCACUAUAGACUCAGCCAUUGGUUACUUUGCUCAUUGGCUCAGCAUCCUACUCACUCAGGGCUGCGGGAGGCUCUGGAGGCUGCGACAUCUGGGCCAUGGAGGCGCAUGGCCACCCUCGUCCAUUUAUCUUCCCGUCCACUCACCCACUCACCCACUCCCUGUUCACCUACUCACCCAUCCACCUGUCCAGCCACUCAUCCAUCCGCCCACCCACUCACUCACACCACCCAUCCAUCCAUUCAUCCGCUCGCUCAUGUACUCAUUCACUCUGGGCGCUUCCAUCCGUGCAUCUGUCCAUUCAUUCAUUCAUCCACUGCUGCACCGUCACUCCUUCAGUCACACGUUCACUCGCAUCCACAGAAAGUUAUUUGGGCCUGAUGUGCCAGAUGGUCUUUGAAGCACUGAGGGGCAGGGUCUGGGUCACAGCCCAGGUCUCUGGCCUGCAGCAUCUGUCAGAGCCAGCACUUUGGGGCCCUUUUGAGUUCCUGGCCAGCCAGGCCGGCAGCUGGCCAGCUAUCUCUGCAGGCUUCGGGGCCCUGGACUGUGCCAGGAUCCUGUGUCAGUCCCAGCUUCCGCUCCAGGACAGGGUCCACAGUCAGCAUCCAAAUGAGACCAGACCCUCACUCUGCCCCUGACCCUUGGCCCCAGGGAGGGAUUUAGAAGUGAACAAAAAUGACUUAAAACCUACCCUGUGAAGCUAACACCCUGAUGAUUACGUGUAUCUGUGUGUGACACUCGGACAAUAAACUUUGCUGCUGUGUCUUGGUCAGAA